GAGUUGAGAAAAAUGCAAGCUUGCUGUGGAGGUACUUCAAUGGGGUCUCUUCAGAAACCUGGACGGGUUCAAGGACCUGUCUUUUCCCCAAUUAUGUCUCCGGUGACCAAAUUUUCUCAGCAACUCAAGUUCAAUUUUCCGAGACCUUGCCGUUCUUCUUUUGGUGAAAGAAGCUUGGUCGUUGAAAGGAGAGCGUCUUCAGUCUCGGUACUUAAUACCGAGAUGAGCAGCGAUGAAAUACCUUUUGCGGACUACAGUCUUGGAGAAGUUGAUCCAGAGGUCCAAAAGAUUGUCACAAAGGAGAAAGACAGACAAUUUAGAAGCUUGGAGCUUAUUGCCUCGGAGAAUUUCACGUCCCGAGCAGUGAUGGAGGCUGUUGGAUCAUGCCUUACCAACAAAUACUCUGAGGGACUGCCUGGUAAAAGUCCUCAUGAUCGUAUCAUGGGUUUGGAUUUACCUCAUGGAGGUCAUCUGUCACAUGGGUUCAUGACUCCCAAAAGGCGUAUAUCUGCAACUUCAGUGUACUUUGAGUCCAUGCCUUAUCGACUUGAUGAAUCAACAGGCAUUGUGGACUACGAUAUGCUCGAGAAAACUGCUGCACUGUUCCGACCAAAGCUUAUCAUUGCAGGAGCUAGUGCUUACAGCCGAGAUUUUGACUAUCCUCGCAUGAGGAAGAUCGCAGACUCAGUUGGUGCUUUUCUGAUGAUGGAUAUGGCUCAUAUCAGUGGGCUUGUGGCUGCUUCUGUGGUAGCCGAUCCGUUCGAGUACUGUGAUGUUGUUACAACAACCACUCACAAGUCCUUGAGAGGUCCGAGAGGUGGCAUGAUCUUCUUUAGGAAGGAUCCAGUUAACGGGGUUGAACUUGAAACUGCCAUUAACAAUGCUGUCUUCCCUGGUUUGCAGGGAGGCCCUCAUAACCACACAAUCGGAGGAUUAGCAGUCUGCCUGAAACAUGCACAGUCGCCGGAAUUCAAGGCUUACCAGAAAAGAGUUGUGUCAAACUGUAAGGCUCUAGCUAACCGAUUGGUUGAACUCGGGUUUAAGCUGGUUUCUGGUGGCAGCGACAAUCACCUGGUUCUCGUCGAUCUUAGACCGAUGGGCAUGGAUGGUGCUCGGGUUGAGAAGAUCUUAGACAUGGCAUCUAUUACUCUCAACAAGAACUCAGUCCCUGGUGAUAAAAGUGCCUUGGUUCCAGGGGGAAUAAGGAUAGGAUCCCCUGCGAUGACGACAAGAGGACUCUCAGAGAAGGACUUUGCGGCGGUUGCUGACUUCAUCAAUGAAGGUGUGGAGAUAACGAUCGAAGCCAAGAAGUUGGUUACUGGAACAAAGCUUCAAGAAUUCACCAAGUUUGUGACUUCUCCUGAUUUUCCUUUGAGGGAGAGAGUGCAGAGUCUCAAGGACAGAGUCGAAUCCUUCACCUCUCGUUUUCCGAUUCCAGGCGUUUGA
Thlaspi arvense is the source of this 1446-nucleotide messenger RNA. The record is from the annotation of a GenBank genome assembly. NCBI's taxonomy places the organism in Eukaryota, Viridiplantae, Streptophyta, Magnoliopsida, Brassicales, Brassicaceae.